UGAUACCUGUCAGUGUCCAUCAGUGUCAGCUGUCAGUGCUCAUCCAUGCCACCUGCCAGUGCCCAUCAGUGCCACAUCAAUGCCACAUCAAUGCCACAUAUCAGUGCCUACCAGUGCACCCAUCAGUGCCAGUCAGUGCCACCUAUCAAUGCCAAUCAGUGCCACCUAACAGUGCCACCAAUCAUUGCCACCUAUCAGUGCCAGUCAGUGCCACCUAUCAGUGCCAGUCAGUGCCGCAUAUCAGUGCCAUAUAUCAGUGCUGCCUUUCAGUGCCCAUCAGUAAUGCCU
Messenger RNA from Staurois parvus, 288 nucleotides. The record is from the annotation of a GenBank genome assembly. Lineage: Eukaryota; Metazoa; Chordata; Amphibia; Anura; Ranidae.